ACAAAACCCCCUUUUGACACGUCAGGUUUUGGUUCGCACUUUCUGGCAUUCCCCAGAAUAUUCAUUUUUCAGAAGUUUUUUUGGCAACAACAUACAUUUUAAUACGCACUACUACGGGAAUAAAUUGCGAAAUGAGACUGAAAACUAAUUUAUGUUUAAUAUUAGCCACUGCAAUAGUGCUGUUUCAGUUUACUGAAGCACUGCCUGUGACCAAAAAUAAAAAGGAGGAAAAGGAAGAAGCGCCCGCAACUCCGGCUACUCCGGAUGUGGAAACUGCAUUGGAGUAUGAAAGGUAUCUGAAAGAGGUUGUAGAGGCACUUGAGAGUGAUCCUGAUUUCCGAAAAAAGUUAGACAAAGCACCAGAAGCUGAUAUACGCAAUGGCAAAAUUGCACAAGAAUUGGAAUAUGUGAAUCACCAUGUACGCUCGAAAUUAGAUGAAAUCAAGCGACGUGAAGUCGAACGUUUGCGGCAGCUGGUGAAUCACGAGUACGAGUUGGAAAAUGAAAUUGAUCGUGAACAUCUUAAAAUUCCACAACAUUUGGAUCACCAGAACGAACACACCUUUGAAAUUGAUGAUUUGAAGAAGUUGAUCAAAAAAACAUCUGAGGACUUAGCUGAAGCGGAUAGAAAACGUCGUGCUGAGUUUAAAGAAUAUGAAAUGCAGAAAGAAUUCGAGAAAGAGAGCAAAUUGAAAGAAUUGCCUGAGGAGGAACGCAAAAAAUUCGAACAAGAAGAAAAGGAAAAAGAAGAAAAACAUAAGAAACACGAAAAAGUGCAUCACCCCGGAAACAAAGCACAAUUAGAAGAUGUAUGGGAACAACAAGAUCAAUUGGACAAGAAGGACUUCGAUCCACACACAUUCUUCAUGAUGCAUGACGUGGACGGCAACGGCUACUGGGAUGAGAUCGAAGUGAAGGCACUUUUCGUCAAGGAACUUGACAAGGUCUACCAAUCCGGUUUGCCCGAAGAUGAUAUGCGCGAACGUGCUGAGGAGAUGGAGCGUAUGCGUGAACACGUGUUUGAGGAGACUGACACCAAUCGCGAUGGACUAAUCAGUUUCCAAGAGUUUUUGGAACAAACUAAACGCGAUGAGUGGAACAAGGAUCCGGAAUGGGAGACGGUUGACGAAAAGCCGCAAUACACACAUGAAGAGUAUCUGGAAUUCGAAAGGCGUCGUCAAGAGGAAAUUCAACGCAUGAUUGCGCAGGGAUUGUUGCCCGCACACCCGAACAUGCCACAGGGUUAUUAUCCCAAUGGUGCACAUGAAACGUAUCAAGUGGGCGGACAACAGCAAGUACCAGUUGGCCAACAACAGAUGCACUAUCAACAACCGCAACAACAACACAUACAACAGCAACAACAAUACGCGCAACAGCAACAACAGUAUGUGCAUCAACAACAGCAGCAAUAUCCACAACAGCAACAAUACCAAGGACAGCCCGUGCAAUUGCAUCCGAAUCAAGCCUACCAGACGGUUAAUGCUCAACCACAACAACAACAGCAAUAUCAACAGGUGCCACAACAACAACAAUAUCAGCAAGUGCCACAACAACAACAAUAUCAGCAAGUGCCACAACAACAACAACAAUACCAGCAGGUGCCACAACAACAACAGUACCAACAGGUGCCACAACAACAAGUACCACAACAACAGCAGCAGCAGCAGCAAGUACCUCAACAACAAGUACCGCAACAGCAGCUGCAACAACAACCACAAGCGCAGCAGCCUGUGAAGACUCAACAACAGCAACCCCAAGCAGCAGCACCCGUACCACAGGCGCAACAGCAACAACAAGCACAACAACCAAUACAAAAUCAACAACAACAACAACAGCAACCACAGGCACCAGCACUCGCACCACAGGCACAACAACAACAACAACAGCAAAACAUUCCAAUAAAGCAUUGAAAAGACACGUCUUAUAAUUUCGCUUCCGCUGUCGCUUAAGUUUAGACAGCUGCAGCUAUUUACAUAGCAAACAGAGGAACGUUGACGAAAGCGUUUUUCUUAUGCAACAAUACAUAAAAUUGUGAACAACGUGCUAACUUCAAAAACAAUUAAUGAGAAUAGUCUGUUUCAACAAGCAUACAUACAUACAACUUGUAUAGAUGUUAAUUCCAUUUUUUCUUCGAUUCUAACUUUUAACGCUUACGUAUGAACACAUACGGCAGUUGAUGUGGCAUUUUGUAUACAAAAAACUUAUAUUUUUUCAUUAACAAACGAAUUUUCCACAAUAAACCAUUGACGAUAGUAACUGUAAAGCAA
Molecule: messenger RNA, 2267 nt
Organism: Zeugodacus cucurbitae (melon fly)
Lineage: Eukaryota; Metazoa; Arthropoda; Insecta; Diptera; Tephritidae
Gene: NUCB1
Product: nucleobindin-2
Exons: 4
Coding region: 132-1910 (592 amino acids)
Cellular component (GO): extracellular exosome; endoplasmic reticulum-Golgi intermediate compartment
Molecular function (GO): calcium ion binding
Source: RefSeq, a predicted model, not a curated record